AUGAAGAAUGCAGAUUGUACAGGUGGAAAGGUUUGUGUGUUUUAUCAAGUGGCAAAAAAGAUUGUUCCUGUGAAUGCAUGCAUCGGCGACUCUGUGUUGGAAACAGCACAUAAGAACGGGAUAGAGCUGGAAGGCGCAUGCGAAGGAAGCCUUGCAUGCUCAACAUGCCAUGUGAUUCUUGGGGAGUCUGUAUACAACAAGUUGAAGGAGCCAUCAGACAAGGAGUACGACCUCAUUGACCAGGCAUUUGGCUCGACACGCACAUCCAGGCUUGGGUGCCAGGUACAGAUUUCAAAAGAUCUUGAGCAGGCAACAUUCAUCAUUCCUAGGGCCACAAGAAACAUGGCUGUCGAUGGAUUCAAGCCAAGUCCACACUAG
Ordospora pajunii is the source of this 378-nucleotide messenger RNA. RefSeq lists its product as uncharacterized. The record is from RefSeq and is a predicted model, not a curated record. Gene Ontology annotation, molecular function: 2 iron, 2 sulfur cluster binding. Lineage: Eukaryota; Fungi; Microsporidia; Ordosporidae. Bases 1 to 378 code for a protein of 125 amino acids. The transcript has a single exon. Gene Ontology annotation, cellular component: mitochondrion. Gene Ontology annotation, biological process: P450-containing electron transport chain.